Trypanosoma conorhini is the source of this 1950-nucleotide messenger RNA. RefSeq lists its product as uncharacterized. The record is from RefSeq and is a predicted model, not a curated record. The coding region runs from base 1 to 1950 and encodes 649 amino acids. Lineage: Eukaryota; Euglenozoa; Kinetoplastea; Trypanosomatida; Trypanosomatidae. The transcript has a single exon.
AUGCGUUUUUCCUCGAUGGCGCGCUGUGCCUCGGCCGGCGGCUGCAGCCUCAGCGGCCGCUUGGCGGCGUUGGCGCAGCGCGUCGAGGAGCAUAUAGCGUCGCGCGGCACUGCGGCCGCGGCACACGACGACGGUCUCUGGGAGCAGGUGUUGUCCACCGCCCACUGUGCCCGGGCCCUGAAGGAGACGGACACGGCGUUGGCCGUUGUGUUUCGGCUGCUGCGCUGCGGAUGCCGUCCGUCGUUGAAAGCCGUGUGGCCGGGGCUCAUUCGUGACCUGGCGCCGUACAGCGACAUUGAGGCGAACGCCGUGCUCGCCUACCCUGGCGUGCCGGAAGGGCCCUGCAGCCGGCGCGGGGUCGGCCCCGUUCCGCACGCUGGAGGCCCGGAAGAGGCGCCUGCGCUGGGGUCGGAGACGGAGAUGGCGGACAUGCCGCCGCUGCUGCGUCCCACGCGCGAGACGUUGUUGAUGACGGGCGGCGUUGUGCCGCUAAGCGCGCGGGUGCCGUGCAGUGACGGUGGGGCACUCAGCGUUUUAAUUGAGGCGUUUUGUGGCGCCUGUGACGCGGCGGAAGGCGGCGCAAAUGAGCCGACCGCCGCGUAUUUACAGGAGGUGGCGGCUGCUGUUGUGUCCGCGCUGCAGCCGAUCAGCGCGACGAUGCUCCUGACGGAGUCGAGCCCACUGGCGAGGGCGCUCGUGCGUUUUUUCCGACUGCUGCUUCAGUUCUCCACGCGGCAGCCGGGGGAGCAGCCGCGGCUCGCGGAGCACUUCGCGAAGGGGCUGACGAAGCUGCUGCCGGACAACGCGCUGGGGGCGCGAAUAGUGCUGCUUUUCCUCGCCGAGCGGCACGCGGAGUUUGGCGAGGAGAUGGUCCAGCUGCCGCUGGUGCGCCUCGCGGCGAGGGCGGUUCGGCGGCACUAUGAGAAGCACGAAAACUUUUCGUGUCUGCGGCAGCUGCAGGACGUGAGCGAGGCGGUGGAUGUCACGCUGCAGCGGAAUGCAAACAGCGGCAACCCGCUCGCGGUGGACGCGGCGGACGAGGCGGCGCUUCGGUUGCUGUUGUCCCUCGCGUUGCUCCGAGCCAUGCGCGUGGAGGCCGCGUCCCCCGACGUUUUCUUAGGCGACGCCGUUGAUAUCGUCGAUCGCGCCCCCAUGACGCUUUCUAUAGAGUACGAGCUGAUCGUGGCCAAGGUGCAGCUGCUGGGCCUCUUCCUCGACGACGCGUCCAGCUCAGGCGCCAUCUACGACGAUCUGCUGCAGUCGCUGCGCGCCAUUGUGGAGCUGCGCCCGCGCGAGGGCGUUGACGGUGACACAGCUGCCGCCACCGACGCGACGCAGCAAGUGAGCGGGGAGGCGGCGGGAGAGGCAGAAGAGGAGGAAGAAAGGAAGGCGUUGGAGCGGCAGCAGUUUCAGGAGGCCCACCGGCUUGUGCUGACCGCCUUUGCCCGCUCCCAGCUGGAGGAGCGCCUCAACCAGGCCUACACCAUCCUGGUGACCCACAAGUACCACGGCCUGGUCAUCACCAAGGACGCGGUCAAUCCGCUCUUGGAUGCCCUUAGCCGCCGCGGCGACUGUCGUGUUUUCAACAUCGUCGACCUGUGCGUCUUGUAUAGCGGCAGCCACAUUGACUACGACACCCUCAUCUACCUUUUUAGGGCCUGCCGCGUGGCCCGUGACUUUUACCGCGCCCGCACCCUCUACCAGCUGCUGCGAGAGAUGAUACCGGGGUUCCUGCUUCGGGCACCGGAGGCCAUCAAGGACGCCCUGCAGGAGCUGAAGAUACUGCCGCCGGAGCCGGCCCAUUUGUUUCCCGCGUCCCUUGCGGUAGAUGGCGAUGAAGCGGCCGCGGCUGUCACGUAUGAAGGCGUCCUGGCGGACGAGGCGUUGACCGCAUGCCAACGCGGGCCUAUUCGAGAGCUGCCAACAACGCACACCCACACACUCUCUUGA